Messenger RNA from Durusdinium trenchii, 1344 nucleotides. The record is from the annotation of a GenBank genome assembly. NCBI's taxonomy places the organism in Eukaryota, Dinophyceae, Suessiales, Symbiodiniaceae.
AUGCAUAUGCCCGGGACGCACAUACUGUGGAUGGAGCGAGUGAUCAGGCUCACGGAGGUUCUGCAGCCGAGAAUGCGGAGAUGCAACGAGGAGGCCACCGGCCGUCGUCAACGCUGCGGAGACCUCCAAGAGGCCAUUGAACACUUGGGCGAAGCCCGUGCAAAAGCAGCCGAGGAGGUGGGUGGCCUCUCAAAGAGGCAGCUCUCCGAGAUCCGGCGACUCCUAAGGAGUCCGCCAGAACCGGUGAAGCGCACCUUAGCAGCCUGCUGGCUGCUAUUGCACUGCCAGCGCUUCAAAGAUAAGCCCAGUGCUGUUCGCUUUGAUGAGAAGACGGAUUGGCCGCGGUGCCAACGAAUGUUGGUCGAUGAGGUCCCAAGCGUCCCGGCCUGUGUGGCGCAGAGCUUGGGAAUUGCUGAUGCAGGUGCUCCAAAGGUGCGCCCUGCACUGCGGCGAAGCGCCACAGUCCCGGUGAAGCCGCAGCCUCCCUUGGACAUUGCGGCCGUGCUCCGAGCCUCGGAGCCCUGCGGCCCCUUGUUGCACUGGGUGCAGGCGCUGAUUGUCGAGCACACCGAGCGGAUAAAGCUCCAAGCAGAGUUGACAGAGGCAGUUGCGGCCAGAACAAAGGCAGAAUCAAGCGAAGCGGAGGCUGAAGCAGAUCUUGCAGAAGCUGAGGCAUUGCUGGGUCGCUUGCGAGAGGCGCUUGCCAGCCAGGAAGCUGCACUGGAACAGCUAGCUGCCGAGAAGAUGGCGGCUGAGAAGGCUUUGCGUGAUAUCCGUAGACUUGACAGCAUCGCUGUCCCCACCAAAGCGCCGAAAGUGUCGGAGUCACCCAAGGCGUCACCAGAGAAGAAGGCAGAGAAGAUACCGAUUCCCAUCGAGCUGACCUUCUUUGUGAUGCAGAGCUUUCAGGAGCCACCUCGUCGAAGCACCUUGGGCGCGCCAAGGAAAGGAUGGGCCGACAAAGAUUGGAAUUGGGGCUCCCCGUUCGGGACAGCCCAUGACGAGGCUAUGGCACUUCGUGAACGCUUGGACACUCGGGAGCAGCGUGAAACUUGGCUCAAGCGAUUGGAGUCGGGGCAGGUGGAUGUGGAGGAGAUGAAGUUGGCUCUGGGACUGCGCAUUCAACACGCCGCCCGACAGGGUCUUGAUGGCGAUGGUGCUGGGUGGGCGCUCAUGCAGGAUAUGGCCGCUUGCAAAUAUGAGGGGUCUGAUGGCCAAAAGCUUUUGAAGGAGGACCUGGAUCAGUUGACAAAAGUGAUCACAGGGACCAGUUCCUCCUCGUCUGUGGAAUCCAGUGGAGCUUCUGCGCUGAUGUCAAUGCGCUUCUUGGAAGGUGGCCUUUAG